CAAUUCUAAACGACUCUUCGUUAGAGAUUGGUCGAGUGUCACGAGAAGAGCUUCUAUUUUUGGUUGGGUAAUAAUGAGCUGGGUAAGACCCGAGCAACCGACGAUUCCUACCGUUUGGUACACAUUCCAGGCGAAAAACGUCGACAGUGACCGGUUAGUGAAUUAUCGUGUUGAGGAUCUAACCGAGGAUCGCUAUGAAGACGUGGUUAGGCAUAUGUCUGAACAUUUCCUGACAGACGAACCACUGUGCCAAAGUAAAAAUGUUUUUGAAGAUGAAGUGGCAAAGGCGGAAAUGCUAGCUUUCUGGUGGUGGUGCCUCGCCGGAAAGAUGACCAUCGUAUGCUUCCGGGAAGGAUCGGACGAGAUUGUCGGGGUGAAUCUGCUGUAUGUCAAGGGAACUGAAAAGCCCGCAGUCAUAAACUCAAAAAACGAGAAAAUCCUGUCUCUUGUAACUACUAACAGGUACUCAACGGAACAAUUCAAAGUGUGUGAACGAUAUGGCGUUGAGCGGUACCUGACUGCGUAUGGAUUGGCCAUUGACCGGCGUUAUCGAGGACGAGGCAUCGCAACAGAAAUGCUUAAGGCCCGUGUCCCCAUUUGCCGGGCGUUUGGUAUCAAGGUGACUUCAACCAACUUUACGGCCCAUGCUUCUCAGAUCGCAGCAUCCAAAGCAGGAUUCAAGGUGGACUUCGAAAUGACGUUCGAUGACUUUGCAAAAAUGGGCCCAAGAUACUCUUUUCCUGGUAUUAAAUCCAAAAGCGUAAAACUCAUGAGCUUGAAAAUUGAUUAAGAUUUUCUCUAACUGAAAUAUUCUGUACCAACUACGUUUAGAAAUAGUGCACGAGCUGUAUUUCAUACCAAUUCAAAUCCAUUAAACGAAGACGCAGCUAAAAUUACAAUCUUGAUUCAGAGCACUGAAAAUUUGGAA
This is a messenger RNA of Malaya genurostris, 928 nucleotides long. RefSeq lists its product as uncharacterized. The coding region runs from base 74 to 790 and encodes 238 amino acids. NCBI's taxonomy places the organism in Eukaryota, Metazoa, Arthropoda, Insecta, Diptera, Culicidae. The transcript is spliced from 3 exons. Gene Ontology annotation, molecular function: N-acetyltransferase activity. The record is from RefSeq and is a predicted model, not a curated record.